UGAAAUCAAAUGAAAAUCCUCCGUUGAGGCACAGCCUGUGUUGCGGUCGUUGGAGUCGGAGAAGACGCCACAUCUGAACGAAACUUGCCGGCAAGAAAAGCUGCCCCAUUCACUUUCUCGUUUUCUUUUAAUUCUUCCGAAUCUGCGUUCUCCGACGUAGAAUCUAGAGUCCCUUCAACAAUUCCCUACUUUCUUCCGCGAUUCAAAUCCCUAAUCGGCUUGAGUUGAUUCUGUGGCGCGCGAUCUAGUUUGAGGUUGAAUACGAAUAGAAUAUUAUAAUAAUCGGAUGGCAGGACCAAAUAUGGAUCAGUUUGAAGCGUAUUUCAGGAGAGCAGAUUUAGAUGGAGAUGGCAGAAUCACUGGAGCUGAAGCUGUUUCUUUCUUUCAGGGAUCCAAUUUGCCCAAACAUGUUCUUGCUCAGGUAUGGAUGCAUGCUGAUCAAGCCAAAACUGGUUUCCUUGGGCGGACAGAGUUUUAUAAUGCUCUGAGAUUAGUAACUGUCGCUCAGAGUAAGCGAGAUUUAACGCCUGAUAUUGUGAAGGCAGCGUUAUAUGGUCCUGCUGCUGCCAAAAUCCCUCCGCCGCAGAUCAAUCUUGCUGCUAUACCUCCACCACUUCCGAAUUCAGUGGCUGCGGCACCUGUUGCACCGAUGGGUGGAACUGCACCCAUAUCGUCUCAAAGUUUUGCCUAUAGAGGACAAGGGUUAGCAGGUCCUGUUGCAAACCCGCAAUAUUUUCCUUCCCAGCAGAGUCCAACCAUGAGACCACCUCAACCCAUGCCUGCUAGUAGCGCUCCCCGUCCACAGCAGGCUGUUGCAAGUCCAGAUAUUUCUAAAGGAUUUAACAUGGCUGGCCACAAUCUCUCAAAUCCUGGCAUCUCAAAUGAUUGGAAUAGUGGAAGAACUGGUACAGUUCCUGCUAGGCCUGCAGGAAUCCCUCCAUCGGUUGCAUUACCAACAUCAACAUCACUCUCUCCAGUCUCACCAAUGUCCCAGCCAGCAUCUAUUAUCACUAAAUCAUCAGCUGUUUCUGGAAAUGGUUUCUCUUCAAAUUCAGUUUUGGGCAAUGAUUUAUUCUCUGCUGCCUCAUCCGCACCCAAACAAGAACAUACUGGACAGAAUUAUUCUGCUAGCGGUGCACAUGCUUCAUCAGCCAUUCUUCCAGUUUCCAGUGGUGCCCAACCUGCAAGUAGGCAAAGUUCACUUGAUUCAUUGCAGAGUGCAUUCUCAAUGCAGCCUACAAAUAGUCAGCUUCCGCGGACACAGUCUGCAUCAAACACAAGCCAGCAAAUUUCACCGCCAUCUUCUUCUCCGCUUACAUCAUCUGGACUUGGAAAUUAUUCUUUUAGCAGUGUUCCUGCUUCAUCAGCCAUUGUUCCAGUUUCAAGUGGUGCCCAACCUGCAAGCAAGCAAAGUUCACUUGAUUCAUUGCAGAGUGCAUUCUCACUGCAGCCUACAAGUAGUCAGGUUCAGCGGACACAGUCUGGAUCAAACACAAACCAGCAAAUUUCACCAUCAGCUUCUUCUCCGCAUACACCAUCUGGGCUUGGAAAUACCAUUUCUGACAAUUCACAGCUUUCUUGGCCAAAAAUGAAACCUUCUGAUGUGCAGAAGUAUACAAAGGUGUUUAUGGAAGUUGACACUGACAGGGAUGGAAAAAUCACUGGGGAGCAGGCCCGCAGUCUAUUUUUAAGUUGGAGAUUACCAAUAGAUGUCUUAAAGAAGGUGUGGGACUUAUCUGAUCAAGAUAACGAUAGCAUGCUUUCUUUGAAGGAGUUCUGCUUUUCUCUUUAUUUGAUGGAGCGAUACAGGGAAGGUCGCCCUCUUCCACAGUCUCUUCCUAGUAAUGUUAUAUUUGACGAGACACUGCUGUCUAUGACGGGCCAUCCAAAAAUUACUUAUGGAAAUGCAGCCUGGGGUAUAGGCCCAGGUUAUCUGCAGCAACAAGGGAUGCCAGGUGCUCGGCCAAUGGCACCGGCAGGUGGUUUGAGGCCGUCAGUGGAAGGAACUUCUGCCCGGGCUGAUGGCACUAUGCAGCCCAAUCAGCAAAAGUCAAGUGUGCCUGUGUUGGAUGAUUCCAUUUUGAAUCACACAGAUAAUGGUGAGCAGAAUAUAUUCAACUCGAAGCAUCAAGAGGCCACAACUGCAGGGAAAAAGGCUGAAGAAACAGAGAAUGUGAUUUUGGAUUCAAAAGAAAAGAUUGAGCUCUACCGCAACAAAAUGCAGGACCUGGUUCUAUAUAAAAGUAGAUGUGAUAAUCGACUAAAUGAGAUUACAGAAAGGGCAUCUGCAGAUAAGCGUGAGGCGGAAUCAUUGCACAAGAAAUAUGAAGAGAAAUACAAACAAGUGGCAGAAAUAGCAUCCAAAUUGACUAUAGAAGAAGCUAAAUUUCGUGAUAUACAGGAAAGGAAGGUUGAGUUGCAGCAAGCCAUUGUCAAAAUGGAACAAGGAGGCAGUGCAGAUGGUAUUCUUCAGGUUCGUGCUGAUCGUAUACAGUCAGAUCUUGAGGAGUUAUUUAGGGGUCUAGCUGAGCGGUGCAAGAAACAUGGGAUAGAUGUGAAGUCAAUUGCAAUGGUUCAGCUUCCUGUUGGUUGGCAAUCCGGAAUUCCAGAGGGGUCAGCUGUUUGGGAAGAAGAUUGGGAUAAAUUUGAAGAUGAAGGAUUUGCCAAUGAUCUCACUUUUGAUGCAAAAAAUGCAUCUUCAAAACUGAAACCUGCAUUCAUUCAUGGAGAACAGAAUUUCCAUGAUGAUAAUUCACUUCAUGGCUCACCAGCGAAUGCAAAUGGGAAGCAAGAAAAUUCUACUAACGGUGAUUAUACAGUUGAGGAUGAAUCUUCUUAUGCACACAGCGAAGAUGAAUUGGCAAGAAGCCCACGCGAUAGUCCAGCUGGGAGGACUUCAAUGGAGAGUCCUUCCCAAGAAUUUUCAAAUGCUCAUUUUGAAAAAAGUUCCGAAGCAGAUGCAGAAACACACAGAAGUUUUGAUGAAUCGACCUGGGGUGCAUUUGACAAUAACGAUGAUGUGGACUCGGUGUGGGGUUUUAACACUGUUAAUACCAAGGACUCUGACUCGGAGCAGCAGAGAGAUUUCUUUAAAUCUGGUGAUUUUGGUAUAAACCCAGUUAGAACAGGAUCUACACAUACAGAUGGCACGUUCCAUACAAAAAGCCCAUUUACUUUUGAUGAUUCUGUGCCUGGAACUCCACUUUCUAAGUUCGGCAACUCUCCAAGGUACAGUGAGGCAGGCGAUCACUUCUUUGACAUGUCAAGAUAUGAUUCCUUCAGCAUGCACGAAAGUGGAUAUUCUCCGCAAGCAGAGAGGUUUACAAGAUUUGAUUCCAUGAGUAGCAGCAAGGAUUUUGGCUACAAUCCCGACAAAUUCACAAGGUUUGAUUCCAUAAGUAGCAGCAAAGAUUUCGGCUACAAUCCUGAGAAGCUCACAAGGUUUGAUUCCAUGAGUAGCAGCAAAGAUUUUGGCGUUAGUCAUCAGGGGCAUGCAAGGUUUGACUCAAUUAGUAGCACCAAGGGCUUCAGUGGUCCAUUCUCUUUCGAUGACUCUGAUACAUUCGGCUCCUCUGGCCCAUUUAAGGUCUCUUCAGAGAAUCAAUCACCCAAGAGAAAUUCUGAUAGUUGGAGUGCAUUCUAGCCUGCAAUCCAACUUUCCCCGGUUUUUCUUUGCUGUUUCCAUUUCCUUGAUUGUUCAUGAUAGCCUAUUUUUUGUGUAUAGCUAGAAGAAAAGCUGGACGGUAGCAUUGUAUGGUAUGACGUAUGUAUUAGUUUAAAGACAGCUUUUUCCAAGAUUGUUACUAUUUUUUUUUUUGGGGGGGGGGGGGGGGGGGGUAAUGUGAGGAUGAGUGUGUUGUGAGAAAGUGGGAGAGAGAGAUAUGGAGAUGAGAUUAAAUGACUUGGUGUGUAUGUAAUACUUAGUUGAAUGUCAAGCGCGUGCAAAGUCAGGCUUUCUUUUUCUGGGGGAAUUCAUUACAUGCAGUUCGUGUAUGUGACGCGUCCCAAUGGCGUCUUGUUAUGCAUAUCAUUUCAUUCUCCAGGAACAAAAACUGCACUGAAUACAUUCCUCCGCUAGUUAUUUCAUAUCUGU
Molecule: messenger RNA, 4093 nt
Organism: Gastrolobium bilobum
Lineage: Eukaryota; Viridiplantae; Streptophyta; Magnoliopsida; Fabales; Fabaceae
Exons: 13
Coding region: 287-3643 (1118 amino acids)
Biological process (GO): endosomal transport; endocytosis
Cellular component (GO): cytoplasm; nucleus; plasma membrane
Molecular function (GO): calcium ion binding; protein binding
Source: RefSeq, a predicted model, not a curated record